CGCACGGACCUCCGCAGCUGUCCAGGGAUAUUACUCUCACUUUCUCUGCUGCAGAACGGACCGUAAAGUCGCACAUCGCCUCUUUCCUCCCCAAAACCUGAGACCCCGAUCACGUUCUGCGUCUGAGAAGCGUCAAGAGAAGCGUCUGCUGGGUGAACGGCCUCGUUUCCCUGCCUCAGCUCCCUGGCGCGGGGAAAUCCGGAUCUCACAACAACACCACAACCUGAAACCACAAUUUCACACUGUUGCUUGGGCAAAAUAUAGCGAAGGACACCUGAAACAAACACCUUUGUGUUAAAAUUCUGUGAAGAAAUCAGUGGCACUCGCACUCGCAGGUCAGGAGGAGGAGGAGGAGGAGGUGUCCUCGUCUGGGCAGGACUUCUUUUCUCUGCCGUCGUGUGGAGUUCCACCUAUCCACGCAGUUAAAGGUGGUCAGUAGCUGCUUUCCUGGUGGUCAGGAGUUGUGUUACCAGAUGCUAUUGACCUGAGGCUCUCACCGCUGACGACUGGCAGAUGAUCUGAGAACAUCCAACUCACGGUCUUCUUCCUGUCUUUGAGAGUGACACCUCCACAUCUGUGCUGUCAAGACUGACAACCGUUUGUCCGGGGCCAUGAGUGACAGCUGGGGUGACAGUGUCCAAAACCCAUUGAUGUGGAACACCUAAGAUGGGGACAGGAUUUGCCAACAUGCUGCAAGCUCAGCUCUAAAAGUCUUGAAUACAUCCGUCUGUUUACCUUUCGCUCGACGUACAUUUUGUCUACCUGCACCUGACCUGCAGCACGUCCUGACUUCAAACCCCUGCUUGCUGCCUUCUUUUCCUCCGCUCCUUUCUGUUCCUCCUUUCAAGUGAGACGACUGCAAACACUUCUCAUCCUAACCAUGGCCAGAAGACUCUGUUUGUCCUCCUCCCCUCCUCCGUUCCAUUUCCUCUCUCUUAUGCUCCCUGUGCUGUUGCUCCUCCACCUGCCUGGCGAGGUGCAAGGCGACUGCUGGCUAAUAGAGGGGGAUAAAGGCUAUGUUUGGCUGGCUAUCUGCAGCCAGAACCAGCCUCCAUACGAGACCAUCCCCCAGCACAUUAACAGCACGGUUCAUGACCUGAGGCUGAAUGAGAACAAACUCAAGGCUGUGCUCUUUACCUCCAUGUAUCGCUUCACGAACCUUACUGACCUCAAUCUAACCAAGAAUGAGAUCAGCUACAUCGAGGACGGAGCCUUCGCUGGACAGGCCAACCUACAGGUUCUCCAGCUUGGCUACAACAAGCUAACCAACCUGACUGAGGGCAUGUUGAGAGGCCUGGGCCGAAUGCAGUGCCUCUUCUUGCAACACAACCUCAUCGAGGUCAUUGCCACCAAUGCCUUCUGGGAGUGCCCCAGCCUCAGCAGCCUGGACUUAUCAUCCAAUAAGUUGGCACGGCUCGAGCCAUCUACCUUCACUCUCCUCAACAGGCUUAUGGUGUGUGAACUAGCAGGAAACCCAUUCCACUGUGGUUGUGACCUCUACAGCUUUCUGUCUUGGCUGGAGGCAUUUAACAAUGUCACCCACACCUAUGACCGUCUCCAGUGUGAAACCCCUCCAGAAAUGAACGGAUAUCCUCUUCUGAGCCCAGUUCCUGGGCAAGGAAGAAGUGCCCUCUAUAAGCUUGUGUCCAAGUGUCAAGAUGGUGGGACAGGGAUGGCCGCACAGAUACCGGAGCAAGACGGGUCAGGAAUGGGUUUGGACAACCCAGACCAAGGUCUUUAUCACCAGCCAACAAUAUCGUCUACUGCUGAUCCAACAUAUAACCAUCAGAUCUCUAUGAAGGUUCAAACUGUCUCCCUCUACUCAGUUUCACUGCAAGUGCAAAUCCCACGGCCGUACAGUAAGAUGUACGCACUUUCCCAGUACAACCACACUUUUGUUGCAGACAUCAGGCCCCUUAAAAACAAGAAGGAGCUGAUUACCGUGGAAAACCUAAAACCACACACCAACUACACUUUCUGUGUGGCGUCUAUGAGCAAAUCUCAGCGCUACAACCACACCUGUGUGUCUUUCACCACACGAGCAAUGGGACCAGAGGACCUGCGAACCAAUCCAUCCACAACCACUCACUACAUCAUGACCAUCCUGGGGUGUCUGUUUGGCAUGGUCAUUGUGCUUGGAUUUGUUUAUUACUGUCUCAGAAGGCGACGCAUUCAGGAAGAAAAGGAGAAGGCUAUAAGCGUGAAGAAAACCAUUUUGGAGAUGAGAUAUGGCCCAGAGGCAGCUGCGGCGGUGACUAAUGACCCAGGUGCCAUGCAGCGCCUCCAGGAGCAGGCUCACCAGCACCAUCAUUCAGGAGGGGCAGGAGGAAAGCUACCACAAUCUGCCUCCUCCAGCACAGGCAUGCUCCACGGAUCUACCAACACCAGUUCUUCUCGCCUCUCCUCCUUGCCUCAGGUGGAGAAAAUGGCCAGUGCCUUCAAUGAGGCAAAAGUCGGCAAGGUCAACUACAUGGAUGUGAGGACGGCAGGAGUGACAGGGGAAGGGAGGGAGUUAGGGAUGCCAGCUGGAGGGGUAGGGGGAGAAGUAGUUGUGGAUGUGCAAGGAGGGGCUGAGAAUGGGACAGAGGCUGGGGAGGAUUCUGACGAUGACGACGGCCGUGGCUCAGCCUCAGAGAUCUCCACUAUCGCCAAGGAGGUGGACAAGGUAAACCAGAUCAUUAACAACUGUAUUGAUGCCCUCAAGCUGGAUGCCUCUGCUAACGCUGUGACCACGGCUGAAAAUUCCAGCUCUCAAUCCUCCUCCCAGCCUCCAGCUUCUAUCACAUCACUCCCCCGCAACCUCCUGCCCCUCUCUCCAGGACACCCUGGAGAUCAGAUCAUGGCCUCCUCCCCAAAGGUGCAUUCAAAAUCUCAACCCCAGCCACAUCCUCAAUCACAUAUUCAGCUUCAUCCACAUCCUCAACCCCAUCCUCAGCAGCAUCUGCAGCAACAUUUGCAGCAACAUCCUAAGCUGCAUCAGCAACCACAUCCGCCCUCUAUGGCCCCAGUGCCCCUGGUCAUGCCCCUGUCUGAGCGGCCUGGUAUCAGUGGAGGGGGCUUCCUCUCACCUCCUUACCGUGAUCCACCCCCGGCCAAUGCGGUGCGGCCCCUUCAGAGGCAGUUGAGUGCAGACACUGCUGUGGUGAAGAACCGUUGUGGUGCCCCUUCUGUAGGACCUGUCAAGGGCUCCAGAGUCUUCAGUGUGGAUAUUCCUGAUCAGCGUGGUGAUCCUCCCAAGUACCCAACAGAAAAGGAAAGCCCUGUCGGUUGUGGUGGAGGAGGAGGAGGUGGUGGAGCAGGGGGUUGCAAUGGGAAUGGGAUGGGAAACAUAAAUGGUGGUGGGGUGAGUGUGAAUGGGAGUGGGAUGGGUUGUAAUAAUGGGAGCGGAGGUGGAGUGGUUGGUCCUGGACAGCAGCAGCACCAUUUGGAGGUUCAUCCAGACUACCAUAGCUCUGAGCACCGCCACUCCUUUCCUGCACUCUACUAUGAGGAUGGCAAUGAAUCACCCUCACCUACCCAAAAGGUCUCAUUUCUCAAGCCACUGGGGCGCUCUAAGAGGGAUGCCACAGCCACUUACUCCCAGCUCUCACCUUCUCGCCACCACAACUACAACUCUGGAUACUCCUCCAGUCCAGAGUAUUCAUCUGAGAGCACACUGCGGAUCUGGGAGCGAUUCCGACCUUACAAGAAAAGCCCCAGAGAGGAGGCAUCCUAUAUAGCUGCAGGUCAUGCUCUGCGUAAGAAGGUGCAGUUUGCCAAGGAUGAGGACCUUCACGAUAUUUUGGACUACUGGAAGGGGGUUUCUGCACAGCAGAAGCUGUGAGCUGGAGAAGAAAUUCAAAUGGCAGAUUGUGAAGAUGGAUGCCAACAGCAGACAAAAAAGGGAAUAGAUAUUAAUGUAGCAAGACAGAAAAUGAUAUUUCCUCUGUGGUAUCCAGUGACAUGGCUCUUGUGGAUCUGCUGGUUCCAGAGUUAAAGACGGUUUCUCCGUGGGUUUCUUCUUUUCUUUUGGAAUUGAUUCUAUGAAAAAUGAUGAACAUUUUAAGAGGACUGGCUGCUUUCAGCACAAAACUGAAUGAUAACUAUUCACCAGACUGCCUCACACUGGGCACUUUGGUCCUCACAGGCUUCCACAGACCCACUUCAUACACUCUGUGAGCAAAGCAAAAGGUGGUGAUAAGCAAGUGUCUACUACCUCAUUACUGGCACACUGUAGCUCAGCUAUCUCACUAGAGGCAGCCCCAUUCAGGACUUAAACCCAUCCUUCUCUUCUCUAAUCCCAUCAAACUGCCAUUCACAAAAAAAAAAACAUCAUUCCACGGAACCACCAACACCUGCCCUCGUAUAGAACCAUCAUUUAGCAGUGAUAAUGAGGAAGCAGGGUGAGGAAUUAGGUGCAUUUAUUUUUUGAGCUUGUGUUCCGACACUUCUGGACAUUUUAUGUGAUACUUGGCAUGCUAAUUGGUCUUCAUAGCAAUUAGCCAGUUUAAGGAUAGGUCAGGCAUGCUUUGUGUUGAGCAUGCUUGUCGUUUUGAAACACCAAAAUGCAUAUGUUCACUAUUGUGUGGGCAUGUGGGUGAGUAUAGUCGCAGUUGGGGAGUAUUCCAUUAUUUUCUGUCGCCUACCAUGGCAGCAUAGUGGAUAGCUUAUUGGAAACUCUUAGCAUAUAGAUAGCUAGCCAGUUAGUUAGUUUCAUGUCACUGCGUUAAGGCUUUAGGCUAUCUUGAUAGAAUCAAGUACACCCAUCCUGAAGACAUGCAGGCAUUAUUUGUCUGCAAGCCCAUUCCCUAUUUACAGUUAGAGGCAAUUUAUUUUGAUAAGGGAAGCUACCUUGUAGGACAUUUACAUUUCAAUAGCGUAACUCAUGGAAAUAUUACUUUAGGCUGGGUUAUGUAGGUUAGCAAAAGACAGGAGGUGGCUCAG
Solea solea (common sole) is the source of this 4923-nucleotide messenger RNA. RefSeq names its product protein phosphatase 1 regulatory subunit 29-like. The transcript has 8 exons. Bases 881 to 3823 code for a protein of 980 amino acids. NCBI's taxonomy places the organism in Eukaryota, Metazoa, Chordata, Actinopteri, Pleuronectiformes, Soleidae. Gene Ontology annotation, molecular function: protein binding. Gene Ontology annotation, cellular component: plasma membrane. The record is from RefSeq and is a predicted model, not a curated record.